Messenger RNA from Juglans microcarpa x Juglans regia, 2002 nucleotides. Its product is annotated as DNA-(apurinic or apyrimidinic site) endonuclease, chloroplastic. Gene Ontology annotation, molecular function: DNA-(apurinic or apyrimidinic site) endonuclease activity; DNA binding; phosphoric diester hydrolase activity. The record is from RefSeq and is a predicted model, not a curated record. Bases 176 to 1822 code for a protein of 548 amino acids. NCBI's taxonomy places the organism in Eukaryota, Viridiplantae, Streptophyta, Magnoliopsida, Fagales, Juglandaceae. Gene Ontology annotation, biological process: base-excision repair. The transcript has 12 exons. Gene Ontology annotation, cellular component: nucleus.
AACGAUUCUUCUGGCUACGUGUUAUUACUCCACAAACUUGGCUCCGGUCCACCGUGUAGAGGCGGGUGAUUGGAGGUAGUAAGCAUAAAACCUGCUUCGGCAGUUCUUCCUCCCUGACCAUGCCGCUUAAACCGCACACUCCUCCCCCUCUCCCCCCCUCUCUCUCUCAUGAGCGAUGAAGCAAGCAUUGCAUCUACAGCUUAAGAGUUUCAUAAACCUUCCAAGCUUUGCAGUAGCUCCAAGAAGGAAUUUGAGAAUUGGAACAUUGAUCUCUUUUAGAGUAUGCACAAUGGGGUCCAAACGACUCAUCUCAAAUUCAUCGCUACCCGUGUCAUUUGAGGACAAGAAAGAGAAGAAACUGAAAGGAUUAGUGGGUGCAAACUCGACUUCUGAGAAGGUUGUUGUAAAUGAAAAUGGUGUGAAGAACUCUUCAGUUGAGUUUGAACGAUUUAAGGAUGACCCUGCGAGAAUCGAGGCAAUGACCGUUCAAGAGCUCAGGGCUACAUUGAGGAGCGUUGGGGUCCCUGCCAAAGGCUGUAAACGCGAUCUUCUGAAUGCUUUGAAGUGUUUUGCGGAAAAGAAGAUAGAUGGUAAAACUUCUCUGACGGUAGAAGAACAAGCAUCCUUUUCUGCUGAAAAUAUAUCUGUAAAAUGUAGUGAUAAGGACUUCUCUAAAGAAGACUGUGUUGAAGAUGUCAACACUGAUUUGGAAGUUCCUGGACUUCCGCAACAUAAGGGAAGGGUAAAGAAAUCUGCAACUGAGGAUAGUAUUAUCAAAUUCAAGACUAAAAGGGUCACAAAGAAACAAAAUCUGUCAAUCAGAUGUGAUGAAGGUUCAGGCGGGAUGGUCUUGGACACAAAGAGAAAAGUUUCUUCAAAGAUUGUUCAUGAAGUUGUUAAUGCUGACGAAGGAGUUAUGCCUGUCAUACAAACUGAACCAUGGACAGUCCUUGCCCACAAGAAGCCUCAGAAAGGUUGGAUUCCUUAUAAUCCUAAAACCAUGAGGCCUCCGCCUCUAACCCGGGACACAAGAUAUAUGAAGCUCAUGUCUUGGAAUGUCAAUGGAUUAAGAGCUUUAUUGAAAUUAGAGGGAUUUUCUGCGCUGCAACUUUCCCAAAGGGAAGAUUUUGAUGUUUUGUGCUUGCAAGAGACCAAGCUACAGGAGAAGGAUGUUGAGAAUAUCAAACAGUGUCUCAUAGAUGGCUACGAGAACAGCUUCUGGAGUUGUAGUGUUUCCAAGCUUGGUUAUUCUGGAACAGCGAUUAUCUCAAGGGUAAAGCCACUUUCAGUCAGAUAUGGCCUAGGCAUAUCAGAUCAUGAUAGUGAGGGGCGGCUUGUGAUGGCAGAGUUUGAUUCAUUUUAUCUAUUGAGUGGAUACGUCCCUAACUCUGGAGAUGGCUUGAGAAGACUGUCUUACAGGGUUACACAAUGGGAUCCAUCUCUGAGCAAUUACAUGAAAGAGCUGGAAAAGUCGAAGCCUGUCAUUUUGACUGGUGAUUUGAAUUGUGCUCAUGAAGAGAUAGACAUAUAUAACCCUGCUGGAAAUAAAAGAAGUGCUGGGUUUACAGAUGAAGAAAGGCAAUCAUUUGGGACAAACUUCUUGUCAAGGGGAUUUGUGGAUACCUUUAGACGGCAACACCCAGGUGUUGUUGGCUAUACUUACUGGGGUUAUCGGCAUGGCGGGCGCAAAACUAACAGAGGAUGGCGGCUUGACUACUUCCUUGUCUCAGAAUCCAUUGCUGAUAAGGUUUAUGACUCUUACAUUUUAUCUGAUGUGGGUGGUAGUGAUCAUUGUCCUGUCGGCCUUAUACUCAAGCUUUAGUUUUUCCUUUAUGGCACAAAAGCCAAUCUUUUGGGGCCUUAGGAUUUCCCUUUUAAUGGAAGUUUGGAUUAAUCUAAAUUCAUUGUAAGGACACUGUACAGGCUCUAUUGCUACUCUGCUAAGAGCAUGGCAAAAAAAAAAUCAAUGACCUAAUCUAUGAUUUCGACAUUAUUAGAAGCU